Messenger RNA from Oryctolagus cuniculus (rabbit), 1879 nucleotides. The record is from RefSeq and is a predicted model, not a curated record. NCBI's taxonomy places the organism in Eukaryota, Metazoa, Chordata, Mammalia, Lagomorpha, Leporidae.
UCCUUGGUUCUCUCUAGCCCCACUCCGGAGGACCAUACUCGUUUUCUUUGAGGCUGUGAGGGGCCCCCUCAGCCACGGCUGAGGUGGAAGAAAGAUGGCGGCAGCCGUGCGACAGGAUUUGGCCCAGCUCAUGAAUUCGAGCGGCUCUCAUAAAGAUCUGGCGGGCAAGUAUCGACAGAUCCUGGAAAAAGCCAUUCAGUUAUCUGGGGCAGAACAACUAGAAGCUUUGAAAGCUUUUGUGGAAGCAAUGGUAAAUGAGAAUGUCAGUCUUGUGAUCUCACGACAGUUGCUGACUGAUUUUUGCACACAUCUGCCUAACCUGCCUGAUAGCACAGCCAAAGAAAUCUAUCACUUUACCUUGGAAAAGAUCCAGCCUAGAGUCAUUUCAUUUGAGGAGCAGGUUGCUUCCAUAAGGCAGCAUCUUGCAUCUAUAUAUGAGAAAGAAGAAGAUUGGAGAAAUGCAGCCCAAGUGUUGGUGGGAAUUCCUUUGGAAACAGGACAAAAACAGUACAAUGUAGAUUAUAAACUGGAGACUUACCUCAAGAUUGCUAGACUGUAUCUGGAGGAUGAUGAUCCAGUCCAGGCAGAGGCUUACAUAAAUCGAGCAUCAUUGCUUCAGAAUGAAUCCACCAAUGAGCAGUUACAGAUACAUUAUAAGGUAUGCUACGCACGAGUUCUUGAUUAUAGAAGAAAAUUCAUUGAAGCUGCACAACGGUACAAUGAGCUCUCUUACAAGACAAUAGUCCAUGAAAGUGAGAGACUAGAGGCCUUAAAACAUGCUUUGCACUGUACCAUCCUAGCAUCAGCAGGACAGCAGCGUUCUCGAAUGCUCGCUACUCUUUUUAAGGAUGAAAGGUGCCAGCAACUUGCUGCUUAUGGAAUCCUAGAGAAAAUGUACCUAGAUAGGAUCAUCAGAGGAAAUCAGCUUCAAGAAUUUGCUGCCAUGCUGAUGCCUCACCAAAAAGCAACUACAGCGGAUGGUUCCAGCAUCUUGGACAGAGCUGUUAUUGAGCACAAUUUGCUGUCUGCAAGCAAGUUAUAUAAUAAUAUUACCUUUGAAGAACUUGGAGCUCUUUUGGAGAUCCCAGCAGCUAAGGCAGAAAAGAUAGCAUCUCAAAUGAUAACAGAAGGACGGAUGAAUGGAUUUAUUGACCAGAUUGAUGGAAUAGUUCAUUUUGAAAGGGAACCCCUGCCCAUUCAGCAUCCUGGUUCCACCCUUGCCCUAGAAGUCGGUCUUCUGUCUCCAGGGCUCCACCUGUUCUGGAUAUUUCAUGGAAAUGAAGCCGUGCCAUGUGUGACCUUUUGGUUUCCCCUACUCAGCAUCGUAUUGUUGAGGUUCCUCCCUGUUGUAGCAUAUGCACGAGAAGCCCUGCCAACAUGGGACAAGCAGAUCCAGUCACUUUGUUUCCAAGUGAAUAACCUUUUGGAGAAAAUUAGUCAAACAGCCCCAGAAUGGACAGCACAAGCCAUGGAAGCCCAGAUGGCUCAGUGAGUCAUCUCAGAACUUGUGUGCACACUACAUCUUUUUCCAUGUUGUGCAGAUUGGUUUCACUGUCUCUCCAAAGCAUUUGCAUCAUGACCUUAUACAUUUCAACCCCUUUUAUGCUGGAUUCCAUUUAAAGAAGAUAUUAGAGCAGGAAGUUCAAGCAUUUAAAAAUAGCUAGUUUCCAUAUAUUCAGGGUCUCUGUGCAUUAAACUAACUCAGAUGUUUUGAAAGCUGUUUCUUUCAAUGGAGUAGGUGAAAUACCUGUGGCUAAAAAGUUUGGGAUUUGUGAUAACUUUGUAGUCAUGUAAAACUUAAGUGCUUUGUGCCUCUCCAAAUGUGGUUAUUCUAAUAAAUCGAGAAAUGAGCUAAAUAAAAGUAGUACUUUGGUUUUAA